ACACUCUUGCCUUUUUUGGUAUAAAACUGAGUGCCCAGCAAUUGCUUCGCUCACAUUUCCUCUCAAAAGAAAGAGCACCAACCACUGCUCAGUCAGUAUAGAAUCUUCUUCCGCUGAUUAAGUGAUAUAAGAUGGCUGACGCAGAGGAUAUUCAACCACUUGUAUGUGACAAUGGAACUGGAAUGGUCAAGGCUGGUUUUGCUGGUGAUGAUGCUCCAAGGGCGGUAUUUCCCAGUAUUGUGGGUCGGCCACGACAUACAGGUGUCAUGGUUGGGAUGGGACAAAAGGAUGCAUAUGUUGGAGAUGAAGCACAAUCUAAAAGAGGUAUUCUCACUUUGAAGUAUCCCAUCGAACAUGGUAUUGUGAGCAACUGGGAUGACAUGGAGAAAAUUUGGCAUCAUACUUUCUAUAAUGAGCUUCGUGUUGCUCCCGAAGAGCAUCCUGUUCUUCUCACGGAAGCACCCCUCAACCCGAAAGCUAACAGAGAAAAAAUGACUCAAAUUAUGUUUGAGACCUUUAAUGUGCCUGCUAUGUAUGUUGCCAUCCAGGCUGUUCUGUCACUCUAUGCAAGUGGGCGAACAACGGGUAUUGUGCUCGACUCUGGUGAUGGAGUGAGCCAUACAGUUCCAAUUUAUGAAGGUUAUGCCCUUCCGCAUGCCAUUCUCCGUUUGGACCUUGCUGGUCGUGACCUCACAGAUUCCCUCAUGAAGAUUCUUACUGAGAGAGGGUACUCAUUCACGACUACUGCAGAACGGGAAAUUGUUCGUGACAUAAAGGAGAAGCUGGCUUAUGUUGCUCUUGAUUAUGAGCAAGAGUUGGAGGCGGCCAAGAGUAGCUCAUCAAUUGAAAAGAGUUACGAACUGCCUGAUGGACAGGUAAUUACCAUUGGAGCUGAGAGGUUCCGUUGCCCUGAGGUACUUUUCCAACCAUCAUUAAUUGGGAUGGAAGCUCCGGGGAUCCAUGAAACAACAUACAACUCGAUCAUGAAGUGUGAUGUUGAUAUUAGAAAGGAUUUGUAUGGAAAUAUUGUUCUUAGUGGCGGUUCAACAAUGUUUCCUGGUAUUGCGGAUCGUAUGAGCAAGGAAAUAACUGCUCUUGCGCCCAGCAGCAUGAAAAUAAAGGUGGUUGCUCCACCUGAGAGGAAAUAUAGUGUCUGGAUUGGAGGGUCAAUCCUUGCAUCUCUCAGUACCUUCCAACAGAUGUGGAUCUCCAAGGCAGAGUAUGACGAAUCUGGUCCAGCAAUCGUCCACCGUAAAUGCUUCUAAGCAUAGUAUCUGUUGUGACUUUGUUUGUCAGGAGAAGAAAGGCUGUGUUUACUCUUAUGAGCAAGAAAAAAUGAUUGUAUUUCAGAAGAGAUCAUAGUUUGUAUGGUGUUAUUGGCUUGGUUUGCUGUUUAUGUAUCAUGCCAGGAAAUAUGUAUUUUGGCAACUUCAUGGUGUUUCAUGUAAGCCAUUACGGCACUGCGGUUAGGGAGUAUUCAAACUUAGAACUUGGGACCUAUUGAGUCCAUAUUGAUUGACCCGAAGAGAUUCACCAAUUAGGCGAUGAAUCAAAAGUUGAUAUUUUCUGGCAAGAAAA
Molecule: messenger RNA, 1578 nt
Organism: Tripterygium wilfordii
Lineage: Eukaryota; Viridiplantae; Streptophyta; Magnoliopsida; Celastrales; Celastraceae
Product: actin-2
Exons: 6
Coding region: 132-1265 (377 amino acids)
Source: RefSeq, a predicted model, not a curated record